Doryrhamphus excisus (bluestripe pipefish) is the source of this 2702-nucleotide messenger RNA. RefSeq names its product zinc finger protein DPF3-like. The record is from RefSeq and is a predicted model, not a curated record. Lineage: Eukaryota; Metazoa; Chordata; Actinopteri; Syngnathiformes; Syngnathidae. Gene Ontology annotation, cellular component: nucleus.
CUCCCGAGCUCCCAUUGGUCGGUUUCCAAAGGUUUCCUUCAGAACUGCAAGACGCCGAUAUUGCAUUACAUUGUGGCAAAAUGGCGGCUGUCAUUCAGAAUCCACUAAAAGCGUUGGGCGACCAGUUCUAUAAGGAGGCCAUCGAGCAGUGCCGCAGCUACAAUGCCCGCCUGUGCGCUGAACGCAGUGUGCGUUUGCCGUUCCUGGACUCUCAGACCGGCGUGGCACAGAACAACUGCUACAUCUGGAUGGAACGCCAUCAUCGCAGCCCAGGGGUGGCGUCCGGGCAGAUGUACACGUAUCCGGCCCGUUGCUGGAGAAAGAAGAGACGACUCCACACCACCACUGAUCCCAGUCUGGGUAUCUUCGGUCUCCAGCUUGACAACGGCCUCAUGUCCAAAGACGCGUUGCCCACCCAGGGCACAACACUGGAAGCUCUGCUACGAGGCGAAGGUCUAGACAAGAGGAACUCUAGGAACGAUGAGGAGAGUUUGUUGGAGAUCCAGAGGGUUCUGGAAGCCGAUGCAGCAGAAGAUGCUUUCAACGAUGAUGACGACUUUGAGGUGGACACUCCCAAAAGGAGACACCGGGGCAAAGGAAGAGGUCGGGGUUCAGGCCGCAGGAGGGCAGAUCUAGAUGAUGAUAAGCCAUACGUCUGUGACAACAGAUACAAACAAAGGAAUAACAACAAGUCUUCAGCCUCGGUCUACGCAAAGCGUUACAGAAGCCGUCCCGGUCUGAGUUACCACUAUACUCACCCCCACCUAGCAGAGGAAGACCGAGUCGGGGAGAGGAGUUCCGUAGCGUCCAGGUCUCCCGCUGUGCAGCCUACCGACCGCCACAAACGCCCAAAGGCUCCAGUUGGGACCAGGAUUCCUAAUAGCUACUGUGAGAAAUGUCAUAACUCCAAUAAGAAAUCCGGGUCUCCCUGCACAACCUGCCAAUGCACAGCUGCUGGCGGAGAGGACAAGGAGGACGGGAAUCAGGGAGGCGCAGAGGAGCUUUUUGCCACCACCUCCGAGAGCGACGCCUCCACCUUUCACGGCUUUGAGGACGACGACAUAGAAGAGCCUACCGCAAACGGCAAUGGAUUAUCCAGCCGACACAGAUAAACAAAACGACACUUCGGUUGUUUGUUUGUUUGUUUUUUUUUUUUUUAAAUCUGGAUUCAUCUCUAGCAAGAAUCUGCUGCUUCUUCCCGCCGCCCCUUUUCCUUUUUAAAAGUUUUUUUGUUUGCAGAAAGCACAAAGUGAUGGCUUCAGGUAAAAAAAAAAAAAAAAAAAAUACGAGUGGUAUUUUAUCUACUGGAUAUUAAUUUAUGGACUUUUAAAAUCUAAAUAUCUAUGAAUUAACUUUGAAGUCAAGUAAUGACUUCCAAAACUUUGAAGGUUUUCCCCUCUGAAGGAACAUUCAUGUUGUGGAGAAAAAAAAAAAAACAAAGAAACACUGGAGCAAUCAAACAUUUGAACAAAUGAACCUUUUAACGUAUGGAAGCUGUUUGAAUGUCACUUGAGACCCUUUACUGGAUUUUAACCAUCCUAACGUUGUGGAACUCCCACUCUGGAUUCUACUUGUACUCUAAACAUGAAGGAACCAAUGAAUGGACUACCAAUGGAACACUCAAUGAAGACUUCUUAUAUAUUUUCCUUUUAAGACCUGAGAAGGUUCUCCAAUGGAAGGAACCCUCAGCAGAGGAGAUCAAGACCAGUAAUCAAGAGGAUUUCAGCCUUCCGGACUAACGAGCCUUCACCCAUUUUCCUCCCGUUUUUUUUUUUUUUUGGUCCUAAAUGUAACUGACAAGGAGCGGACAGAACAACAUCCGCCGCUGUCACAGGGCUUCAAACCAAGCUCCCCUGAUGAUGAGGUGAAGGUGAAGGUGAGGUGAACUCACCUAUUUGGAAUAAGAGCCACGUUCAUGGCGUCCACUGCAGAACUAUGGGAACACUAACGGGCGGGCCUUUGGACUUUGAGGCCUGGAGAGCCCAGUAUUGCCCCCCCCAAACCCGACCCAACCAGCCCUGUCCCUGCUUUGUGUGUGUAUGUGUGUAUGAUGUGAUGUGACACUAAGACGUCAUUACCCUCAUCACUGUGCCAGCCUGCCGCUCUGCACUGCAAACCAGCUCUGACAGCACCCCCGCCCCAACCGCCGCCCCCAACACACAGCCCCCUCAGCCAUAGAGUUGGUGCUCCACUCCACCACUCGUACAUGCACACCUCAACUACUGAUACGGAUGCAUCUUCCUGCUUGUUGCUCUCUUGACCUCCUGGCUCUACUUGUACUAUUUCUAGGAUGUUGGUUUUUUUUGUUUUUUUUCCUAGCAGUCGGGACUAUCGGGAAUUGUUGGAAGCAGACUGAUACCUCUGUUUUACUCAGGCAUCUUUUCCUUCACGCUGCGCUGUUGAUUGUUCAUGCAGAGCAGAAUGGUGUGAUUGUAUCGAGCUGGCAAGGACGGACAAUAACGCCAUGCACGAGCCCCGUGAUGAUGACGCGCCGCCAUUCCCAACCUUUCCCAACCAUUACUAGGAGUUUCAUUGGUCUAAUAGCAUCGUUCUUAAUGUUUCAUGUUGAAGGUAUCAAAAAUGAAGGAUGGGCUUAUUUAAUUUUAGACUGUGUUGACUAAUUCAAAAUGAUGUACAACAGCGCCUCUGCUGGUUACAGCCAAGUAGUGCACUCCAUUUUGGCUUUUAAUUUCACCUUUUUU